Messenger RNA from Parasteatoda tepidariorum (common house spider), 1579 nucleotides. RefSeq names its product 2',3'-cyclic-nucleotide 3'-phosphodiesterase. Lineage: Eukaryota; Metazoa; Arthropoda; Arachnida; Araneae; Theridiidae. Gene Ontology annotation, molecular function: 2',3'-cyclic-nucleotide 3'-phosphodiesterase activity. Gene Ontology annotation, biological process: cyclic nucleotide catabolic process. Gene Ontology annotation, cellular component: membrane; cytoplasm. The record is from RefSeq and is a predicted model, not a curated record.
UCAAAUGUUAUCAGCAUGCAAAUAUUUUCUGAAACAGAAACUUAUCAUCGAACGCGCAUAAAAAGUCAAGGAUUGUUUUGGAAACCAUAUUUGAAAUCAGCAAAUUUGUUUUGACGCAAUCGAUUUACGAGAUUAAAACUCCGAGAAAUUCGUAUGAUGGCGAGAAAAGACAAGAAAAGUCAUCGUGGAGAUCAUUGUAAAAAUCCUAAAUCCAUAAAGAAGUAUCCCCUGGAUUGCAACACAAGUGCAAAUGAAGUAUUCAGCAUGCCAUUCCUGUGUGAUAUAAAUACGAUAUCAAACAUUAAGAAGCAUGGCCGCAUCAUGUUUAUAAUCCGAGGACCCCCAUAUACCAUGAAAACAAAACUCAGUGAUUUGCUCAAGGAAAUAUAUCAAAAUGCUGUAUAUUGUUCUGCUGUAAAACACAUAGACAAAUAUUCCACUGGUGGGAAAAUGGUAUUUGACAAAUCAGUUAAGCAGUUGACCCAUACGAUUUGUCAAAAAAAAGCAGAAGAGGCGUGCUUGAAUAAUGAAUUAAUAAUUGUACAAAAUUCUCAUAUAAAAAAGUUUGAACUGAAACCAUACCUAAAUUUAGCUGUCAAGUACGACUACACAGUAAUUAUGGCUAUAACUACGUACAAGUUUGACAUCACUAUUGAGGUUCUUGAUGAAGCAGAGAAGCAACGCAACGGCGGCUUAGGUAGUAAAUACUUAAGUACUGCUUUGAAAAAUUGGGAAGAUGUUCCACCGAUGUACACAGGAUGGUUUAUUUCCCCCCAAGACUCGGAAUGUCUUCGAUGCAUUACGUCGCAGAUUUUAGAGACACUGUCUUAUUGUGAGGCUGUUCUGAAACAUUUAGCUUCAGAUGAUAUCACAAAUUAUUUCCACCCGAGGCAGAUGCUCAGCUGCUUGGCUGGUUAUACGAAAGAUCAGGCUGCUAUGAAAAAAUAUUAUAUGUCAGAUUUAAUCCAACUCUCAUAUGGGAAAUGUUUUAUCAUCACAAUUGUUGGGUAUUUGGUGACCACAUCUGAUAUCAUUGGAAUAGUUCAUCUAAACAGAGAUAUGAAAUCUCUCAUUCUAUAUGAUCUAAACGAAGACGACGAUGAAUCAUUGGACCAAAUGCCGGGUAACAUAUCACAACAUGGAAAGACAGUGGAAUUUGACAACAAAGAAAUCUACGAACUAGGAAGAAUCACAGAAAACGAUUGGUUGGAAGGAGAGGAAAUCAAUAUUGCCAUGAGUAGUUUUAUGCACAUAGCUCAGAGAAAUUUCAACGUUUUUAAUCUUCAUAAACUAAGAAAAGAUUUUAAAGAGUCUUUGCAGUUUGUAACUGACACAAAUGGCAUCAUACACCAAGAUGUCUACAUAGAUGAUGGAACCACAAAAUUCUGCAAACUAACAGAAGAUGCUUUAUUAAUCAAAGCUCCACAAAAAAUAUUGAUGAAUGCAAUAUUUACCGGAUUCUACCCCGAUUAGAAUUAUGUGGUGUUCGAGAAAAAUUGUCAUUCCUGUACAUAAAUGCAUUUGUAAAUAUUACCUCUCUCAUUGUUCAUAAAUAUAUAAAUAAAAUAUUUUUAAUUAA